This is a messenger RNA of Drosophila innubila, 1026 nucleotides long. Its product is annotated as tctex1 domain-containing protein 2. Gene Ontology annotation, cellular component: cytoplasmic dynein complex; cytoplasm. The coding region runs from base 40 to 555 and encodes 171 amino acids. Gene Ontology annotation, biological process: microtubule-based movement. Gene Ontology annotation, molecular function: dynein intermediate chain binding. The transcript has 3 exons. The record is from RefSeq and is a predicted model, not a curated record. Lineage: Eukaryota; Metazoa; Arthropoda; Insecta; Diptera; Drosophilidae.
UUUUGUGAAUUGGGAUUAUUAUUAAACUAUUAGGAUAAAAUGACUGAUGAAAAUAUUGCAAAGAAUUCGAUAAAGCCGGAAGAGUCGAGAGAAAAGUCUGCUACGCCGAUAACACCUACGCAGGAUAAAAAGCCAACGCCGGCUGCGACUGCGCAUCUUUUGCCCGAUGCCGAAAUGGAAGAGGAGCAAGCAGCACAGCCGGCUGCGUACAGCAUGCGUCCGGCAUUUGGGGAAUCCUUUCCAUUGCCGAUCGUAAAGAGAAUCAUGAACAACACAAUGGCGGAGAAACUAAAAGACAAAGUAUAUGACAAGGAUGUGGCCAAGACAUGGACACGUGAAAUAGCCGACGAAGUGAACCAACAGAUUGCCGCCAAUUCCAAAGUAAAGCGCUACAAGCAUGUGGUCCAGGUGAUGCUGGGACAAGAAUUGGGAGCUGGUGCUACCUAUUUAUCGCGUUGUUGCUGGGACUGUGAUUGCGACACCUCCGUGACGGAAGUAUUUAGUAAUACGAGCUUGUUCUGUGUAUGUACUGUAUAUGGAACCUAUCAGUACUGAGGAUAAUACUCCUUAAUUAUUAUUUUAGAAUUAUGUUAAGCAUACCAAAUACUAAGGGAAAUCAAUCUCUUUAGGAUAUAUUUAAGUGGACGUUGGAAUCAAUCAUCAUUAAAUAUAAGUAACACAUCAUAACUAUGCUAACUUAUAAUUUAUUAUGCCAUCUGGAAUCUAAGAAUCGUACAAUUACACAGUAUGUCAAGUAAUUGUUCUGACAACUAAAAAAUUCACAAUUUAUUUAGUAUUUUACUUCUAUAUAAUAUUAUGCUGAUAGUUAUAAGAACAAGUUAACAAUAGAAAUAAUGAUUGAUAAUAUUAUUAAUUGAAUAUCAAACUAUUGUAAAUCUUUAUUUUUGUCGCAAAGCAAUUACUUGACGCACAGUGUGUACUCCAUUUAAUCUCUCUACUUGAUAAAGCACAAACAAUGUUGUGUAAAACAUUUGAACAUAAUUUAUAAAAGAAGAGUUUGCAUUA